Messenger RNA from Diospyros lotus (date-plum), 4086 nucleotides. RefSeq names its product serine/threonine-protein phosphatase BSL3-like. Bases 413 to 3469 code for a protein of 1018 amino acids. Gene Ontology annotation, molecular function: protein binding; phosphoprotein phosphatase activity. Lineage: Eukaryota; Viridiplantae; Streptophyta; Magnoliopsida; Ericales; Ebenaceae. The record is from RefSeq and is a predicted model, not a curated record. The transcript is spliced from 21 exons. Gene Ontology annotation, biological process: brassinosteroid mediated signaling pathway.
GAGUUAAAAGUGAUUUCGGAAUCCGCCGUUUGUGGUUCCCGUCGGACAAUUGGAAGCGAGAGAGAGAGGAGCAGAAGUUGGGGGGCCCACCGACGGGAGGGAGAAAAAUUUCCGCCAGAGAGAGAGAGGGAGAGAGAUUUGGGGCUGGGUUGUGCAUUCCGGCUUUGAGAUUUUCUCCUCUAAAUUCUAUAAUUCGAACCCUAAUAAGCAUUUUCCCCCGCAACCCCCAUCAUUUUCCCGGAAAAUUCUCCCUGUUUGAAGGCUGUGCCACAACGUACGCCCUAGCGUUUCGCUUUUCCGAGGGAUUUUGAGCUCGAAAGGGAUUGGAUUCGAUAUGUUCAUCAGAGAUGCGAAUUGGUGAUAAUUGGAGCUCCGAUCUCGACUGUAAGGUAGAAUUUGGAGGGGUGAAGAGAUGGAUGUUGAUUCGUCGAUGGGGUCGGAGGCCGAUCACGAUUCCGCCGGCCCCAAUCAGAACGGCCUGACUUCCGAACAGCACGAACAGCCUCCGGCAGCCGGCUCUGGAUCUCCUCCGCAGACGCAGACGCAGCCGCAGCCGCAGUCGCCGCCGUCGUCUCAGCAACAGCAGCAGAGCCCCGUGGUCGGGCCCCGUACUGCGCCCACGUACUCGGUGGUGAAUGCCAUCUUAGAGAAGAAAGAGGACGGUCCGGGCCCUAGGUGCGGCCACACGUUGACGGCUGUCGCUGCUGUUGGAGAGGAAGGGACGCCGGGUUAUAUUGGGCCACGGCUGAUUCUCUUCGGCGGUGCUACAUCUCUAGAGGGCAAUUCUGCCGCUUCAGGCACUCCGUCAUCAGCUGGAAGUGCUGGAAUAAGGUUAGCAGGGGCCACUGCUGAUGUACACUGUUAUGAUGUAUUGACAAAUAAAUGGUCUAGGAUUACACCCUUGGGGGAUCCCCCUACGCCUAGGGCAGCACAUGUGGCCACUGCUGUUGGUACUAUGGUGGUUAUCCAGGGUGGAAUUGAUCCAGCUGGUUUGUCUGCUGAGGACCUUCAUGUUCUUGAUCUAACACAACAACGGCCACGAUGGCAUAGGGUUGUUGUGCAAGGUCCUGGACCAGGGCCACGUUAUGGGCAUGUUAUGGCUCUUGUAGGGCAAAGGUACCUGAUGGCAAUUGGUGGAAAUGAUGGCAAGCGACCUUUGGCUGAUGUGUGGGCACUUGACACAGCUGCCAAGCCAUAUGAAUGGCGGAGAUUGGAACCGGAAGGAGAAGGUCCACCUCCAUGCAUGUAUGCAACUGCAAGUGCACGGUCAGAUGGUCUUCUUCUGCUUUGUGGAGGGAGGGAUGCUAGCAGUGCGCCACUAGCAAGUGCAUAUGGACUUGCAAAACACAGAGAUGGACGAUGGGAAUGGGCAAUUGCUCCUGGUGUUUCACCGUCUCCUAGAUACCAACAUGCAGCAGUUUUUGUUAAUGCACGACUUCAUGUUUCUGGAGGUGCUCUUGGUGGUGGGCGGAUGGUGGAGGACUCAUCCAGUGUUGCUGUUCUGGAUACUGCAGCAGGAGUUUGGUGUGAUACAAAGUCCGUUGUCACUAGUCCUAGGACAGGCAAAUACAGUGCUGAUGCUGCUGGUGGAGAUGCAGCAGUUGAACUGACAAGGCGCUGUAGGCAUGCUGCUGCUGCUGUUGGUGACCUCAUAUUUAUCUAUGGUGGUCUACGCGGUGGGGUGUUACUUGAUGACCUCUUAGUUGCUGAAGAUUUAGCUGCUGCUGAGACAACAACUGCAGCUUCACAUGCUGCAGCAGCAGCAGCUGCAUCUAAUGUACAGUCAGGGAGGUUACCUGGAAGGUAUGGAUUUGUUGAUGAAAUGGCCAGGCAAACGAUUCCUGAAGCAAUUGCUGAUGGUGCUGUUGUGUUGGGAAAUCCAGUUGCCCCUCCUGUAAAUGGUGAUAUGUAUACUGACAUUAGCAGUGAAAAUGCGAUGCUGCAGGGUUCUCGGAGAUUGAGUAAAGGUGUUGAGUACUUGGUUGAGGCUGCAGCAGCAGAAGCUGAGGCUAUUACUGCUACCUUGGCUGCUGCCAAAGCACGCCAAGUUAAUGGAGAAGUUGAAUUGACGGAGAGGGAUGGGGGGCCUGAGGCUACCCCCAGUGGGAAACAGAUAUCCACCUUAAUUAAGCCAGAUUCUGCUGCAUCAAAUAAUUCAGCUCCUGCUGGUGUGCGAUUACAUCACAGAGCUGUCAGUAUCAAAGAUACCAAAAUUGCUGUGUUGGAUUUUGUUUUUCAAGUAGUUGUGGCUGCAGAAACUGGUGGAGCAUUAGGUGGCAUGGUCAGACAACUUUCAAUUGAUCAAUUUGAGAAUGAAGGACGGCGAGUCAGCUACGGGACACCAGAAAAUGCAACUGCUGCAAGGAAACUUCUCGACCGGCAAAUGUCUAUCAACAGUGUGCCUAAAAAGGUGAUAGCUCAUCUUCUUAAGCCUCGUGGUUGGAAGCCUCCUGUCCGCCGGCAAUUCUUUUUGGAUUGCAAUGAAAUAGCAGAUCUUUGUGAUAGUGUUGAGAGGAUAUUUUCAAGUGAGCCUAGUGUUCUAAAACUCCGGGCUCCUAUCAAGAUAUUUGGUGAUUUGCAUGGGCAAUUUGGGGAUCUUAUGCGACUUUUUGACGAGUAUGGUUCCCCUUCAACUGCUGGGGACAUAGCAUAUAUAGAUUACCUCUUCUUAGGAGACUAUGUUGAUCGGGGCCAGCACAGCUUGGAAACCAUUACUCUCCUGCUGGCUCUUAAGAUAGAGCAUCCCAACAAUGUACAUUUGAUACGUGGGAACCAUGAAGCUGCUGAUAUCAAUGCCCUCUUUGGUUUCCGAAUUGAGUGUAUUGAGCGUAUGGGUGAGAGAGAUGGAAUCUGGGCAUGGCAUCGAAUAAACAGAUUGUUUAAUUGGCUCCCUCUGGCAGCUCUUAUUGAGAAAAAAAUUAUCUGUAUGCAUGGCGGCAUUGGAAGGUCAAUAAAUCAUGUGGAACAGAUUGAGAGUCUUCAGCGCCCAAUAACAAUGGAAGCUGGCUCUAUAGUUCUCAUGGAUUUGCUGUGGUCUGAUCCAACAGAAAAUGAUAGUGUGGAAGGAUUGCGACCAAAUGCUAGAGGUCCUGGGUUGGUUACUUUCGGGCCUGAUCGCGUGAUGGAAUUUUGCAACAACAAUGAUCUCCAAUUGAUUGUAAGAGCACAUGAAUGUGUUAUGGAUGGUUUUGAGCGUUUCGCCCAGGGGCAUUUGAUUACUUUGUUCUCAGCCACCAAUUAUUGUGGAACUGCUAAUAAUGCAGGUGCAAUCUUAGUUUUGGGUAGGGAUCUUGUAGUGGUUCCAAAACUCAUUCACCCAUUGCCGCCAGCAAUUUCGUCUCCUGAAGGAUCACCUGAACGGCACAUAGAAGACACAUGGAUGCAGGAGCUAAAUGCAAAUAGACCACCAACACCAACUCGAGGUCGUCCUCAAGUUGCCAGUGAUCGGGGUUCCCUUGCUUGGAUUUAGUUGAUACUGAUACCCCAGUUGUUAGUGAUCUACCCAUUCCGAGCUCAUGCUAUCACCUAGGAUUUCCGUUGUUCUGUAUAGAGCAUGGCGCUGUGGAGAAUUUGCAGAAGUUAGUGAUGGGAAGUAGACUGUUUUUGAUACUUGGUAUUGACCAUGUAACUGGUAGGCGUUCGGAAAAUGACAAGACACAAGUAUCAAAAACCAAGCUGCCAGAGCAGCCGCGGAGGAUAGCUUUAUUUGCUUUUAAAGCAGCAGUUCGGGGUUCUCCAAAAGUUACCGUUGUACAUUGAGCCAUAAGCAGAUAGAAGUUAAAAAGGUCUUGGUUUUUCUCAUCAGAUGAGCGGCGACGGGUAUUUUUAUCGUUAGUUUGACAUAUUCUCAUUGUUCGAUUUAGGUUGUAUUUAUUUGUAUUUUUUUUUUUUUCUUUGUUAGAGGACAUGAGAUGUUCCCGUAUGUGAUUGGUGAGAUGUAUAAUCUUAAAAUGUUGGGCAUUCAUGUAUCAUAGAGGCAAUGCGCGUGUAUCUUAUGUUUAAUGCUUUGUACAAGUAACUUGUGUGUAAAAGCAAGAAAUAUUUUGGUCUUGGAACACAAAAGAUAUGGGUGGGAGAGUUUCAAUU